This is a messenger RNA of Beta vulgaris subsp. vulgaris (sugar beet), 1213 nucleotides long. Its product is annotated as bidirectional sugar transporter SWEET4. The record is from RefSeq and is a predicted model, not a curated record. NCBI's taxonomy places the organism in Eukaryota, Viridiplantae, Streptophyta, Magnoliopsida, Caryophyllales, Amaranthaceae. Gene Ontology annotation, cellular component: membrane. The coding region runs from base 186 to 908 and encodes 240 amino acids. The transcript is spliced from 6 exons. Gene Ontology annotation, biological process: carbohydrate transport. Gene Ontology annotation, molecular function: sugar transmembrane transporter activity.
UGCUCCCAACCUUAUGCUGUUACUUUUGUUUAUCUACUCAGUAGUUGCUUACCAUUUUCAUGCUAUAUAUAGCCUAACCGUUUAUGUGUUCUACCACUAUCAUUUUCCUUUCCCAUACAUUCUAGUAUACCAUCCAACUCUCUCAUUACCGUGUCCUUCUUUCCUCCCUCUCUAACCUAUAGAAGAUGAAGCACUCUCUAGUUAUCACAAGAAACGUAGUAGGUGCCAUUGGAAAUGCUAUAUCUUUCUUCCUAUUUGCCUCUCCUACGCCAACGUUUAUACAAAUCUACAAGAAAAAAUCAGUGGAGCAAUUCAAGGCUGACCCAUACUUGGCCACGACGAUGAAUUGCAUGUUGUGGGUGUUUUAUGGACUGCCAUUUGUUCAUCCAAAGAGCCUUCUUGUUGUUUCAACAAAUGGUAUUGGUCUUGCUUUUGGAAUCACAUACCUAAUUGUCUUCUUGCUUUAUGCAGAUAACAACACCCGGUGGAAGGUCCUCCGAUGGAUUGCGGUAGAAGUAGCUUUCAUGGCAAUUGUGGUGAUGAUCACAAUGUUAUGUUUCCAUACAACACAAAGGAGGUCUUUUUUCGUGGGAAUUCUUUGCGUGAUCUUUUGUCUUGGGAUGUAUGUUGCACCCCUUACAAUUAUGGGUACAGUGAUUAAGACCAAAAGUGUGAAAUUCAUGCCCUUUUGGCUUUCAAUUGGCAAUUUAGCUAAUGGGGUUAUAUGGACAAUUUAUGCAUUUCUUCCACUUGACCAAUGGAUCCUUGUCCCCAACGGCAUCGGAGUUAUAUCAGGCGUUGCUCAACUGAUUCUUUAUGCUUGUUAUUACCAACGUACAAUGAAACAAAUGGAGGAUGAAAAGAAGCCAAAUCAACUUGAAAUGUCUCAGGAAAAGAUGUCAGCUUGAAUUUUUUUUUUUUUUUACUUAGAUUAAAACAAUGAAGAAGGAAGUACACCCAUUCUACUUUCGCUAUAUAGCGAGGUUAUGAGCCUGGCUUACCUCUUCCCUUGUGACUUUAAUACAGCAGAGACUAUUAAAAUUUAAAGCUAGUGAUCUUAUUUCCCUAAUUAUGCUUUUGAUGUCCUUGAUGUUUGAUUUUAAGAACUCCUUAAGAUGUAAGCUUGAUAUGAUACCUUAUUUUGAAGUUCAAAAACUUGUGUGAUUAGGGAGAAUUUGGCACAUAAAAUUCGAUUGACAUUAGCUCUCACCAA